Orussus abietinus is the source of this 966-nucleotide messenger RNA. RefSeq names its product transmembrane protein 17B-like. NCBI's taxonomy places the organism in Eukaryota, Metazoa, Arthropoda, Insecta, Hymenoptera, Orussidae. The record is from RefSeq and is a predicted model, not a curated record. Bases 186 to 734 code for a protein of 182 amino acids. Gene Ontology annotation, cellular component: ciliary transition zone. The transcript is spliced from 4 exons. Gene Ontology annotation, biological process: non-motile cilium assembly.
UACUAAGUAGUUUACGUCACGAGUUUUGUACAGGAUGUAAUUUACAUCGAUAGGGAAUUUUAUGUUUCUACAGUUCUUGUUCCUGUUUCAAAAUGCAUGCGCUGAUAAAAUACAGUAAAAUGCAAUGCUGUUAUCGCUGUUAUGCAUAAAUUAAUAAUUGACGAUGAGAGAAAAGUGAAUGAAAUAUGUGGAAGACGUCUGUAACGAAUGCUUCAGAUCGUAUAUUUCCUGGUCUAGCUUAUCAUGACCGGAAAAAGGAAUUUUAUGAUAUCGGCAACCAAAUUAUGUCCAGCCUUCCGUUACAAAUGGCUUUGUACAUCAAUGUGUGGAUGUUCCCAUUUUGGUUUAUAAUAGCACUAGGUAGCUUAGAUGUAAAGUAUCACACAUUAUCAGAUGUAUACAAAUUUAUAACGGCAGCAGUAUUAUUCAUCGUUUCUAUACUGGAAUGUGCUAGGCUAUACCUGGGAUAUCUUGGGAAUUUAGCAGAAAAAAUACCAGAAUUGGCUAGUUUUUGGCUGGUAUCGACAUUGUUACAGUUUCCUUUGGAGUUGUUUUUAAUGUUGGACAAUGGUACAAAGCCCUUGCUUUGGGAGAAAAUAUCAAAUGGAAUAAUGAUGUCCCUCCUUGUAAUUGAAAUAGUUACUGGAACAAUUGCAUUAAAACGUUCCGCUGAUCAUCAUGCUAAAAGAUUUUACAUGGCUCAAUUAUACGGCAUAGAUGACAAAUUGGAUUGAAUAAGACUGCAUUUCGAUACUAGUAAAAUAUAUAUUUAUUGACUCUUAAAGACUUUGGCUAAGGUAAUAAUUGUUUCAUUAUUACUUUUUUUUUACUAACCAAAACAGUAAGAUCACAAACAACUUCUAUUAAACAUUAGUAGAUAGUGCCAUUCAUGGUAUAAGUGAAUACUCUCACAUAUCUUUUGUACAAAAUUAUAUGGCAACAAAUUAAAGCACCUUGUAGUUUUAA